Messenger RNA from Momordica charantia (bitter melon), 1369 nucleotides. Its product is annotated as chloroplast processing peptidase. Gene Ontology annotation, biological process: thylakoid membrane organization. Gene Ontology annotation, cellular component: chloroplast thylakoid membrane. Gene Ontology annotation, molecular function: serine-type endopeptidase activity. The record is from RefSeq and is a predicted model, not a curated record. NCBI's taxonomy places the organism in Eukaryota, Viridiplantae, Streptophyta, Magnoliopsida, Cucurbitales, Cucurbitaceae.
AGGACCUUCCGAGGGUGGUGAAGAUUAUGCUGUUGCCGCCGGAGACAUCGCCGCCCGUCGCCGCCGCCGAAGACGGCGGAAGCAGAGAAGAUAACCGGAGAAGGAAGCAUAAGAGAACCAGAGCCAUGGCGAAAGUGAAGCCACACUCGAGAGAUUGCGAAGAAGCGUCGACGAGAAAUGGUGCGGUGCUGUGGCGGGAAGAGUGGACACAGUGGCAGAUAAGUGGGUCCCGAUAUUUUGGUGUGUUGUUGACGUGGCAAAGCAGGAUUGGGUCGGUGACAACUCGUUGUUGGGUCAAUUCUUAACCUUCUCUGCCUCAAGACGAAGGCACAUCCCAUUUCUCUUCGGCUCUCUCUCCUAUAGAAGCAUUUCUACAGCACAAUUCAAGUUUUCGGUAGUUCAAUUUAUCCAUUGAAGCUCGAUUCUCGAAUCCCUCCGCAGCAUUUCUUUUCUUUUCGCCCGUAUCCUUCAGGAAUUUUCUGCGAUUUCAUAAAUGAGCCUUUUGUUUUUGAGGCCCUUUAUAUUGUAUUCUUCGCUGCGGUGGAUGACGUGCCAGAGUUGGGGUUUUCCCAGAUGGCCAGGAUUUGAUGGUUUGUUCAGAUUUCUUGUGGUUUUGAUCUUAUGGUCUAUGCUUUUGGAGAUUCAUUAUAUUCCAUCCUCAUCAAUGUAUCCAACCCUACGUGUCGGAGAUCGAAUUCUUGUCGAGAAGGCCUCUUAUUACAUAAGAAAUCCUGCAAUUGAUGACAUUAUAACCUUCCGAGACCCGACACAGCAAUCUGGACGCCGAGAAGAAAACAUUGUUGUAAAGAGAGUUGUUGCAACAUCUGGAGACAUGGUUGAGGUUUGUGAGGGAUGUCUCUAUGUCAAUGGAAUUGCUCAGAAGGAAAACUUCUUAGCGGAUCAGCCAACAUACACCACAAAAUCAACUCAAGUGCCAGAAGGCCAUGUUUACGUGCUGGGCGACAACCGUAAUAACAGCUACGACUCCCAUAUUUGGGGACCUCUGCCCAUUAAGAAUAUUGUUGGGAGAUACCUCUGGUCUUGCCACAAACCAACCAGCAAAUGAUUAAUUUAACAAGUUGAAAUGGAUAUGGAGGUUUUGCAAAUUUCUGGAGGAGCUGAGGAAAAUUAUGCAAAUUUUCAGUUGGCAAGUUGUUUAGUUCCACAUCCUCAUCUAAGAUGCUUUACCCAUGAAGGAUAAGGAAACAAUUUUUUCAUUCUUAUGUUGGUUGGUUAACCUGUGUAAUUUGGUAGGUGGAAAUCAAGUUAUUCUUUGUCAAACAACCAUACCUUGUGUUUGUUUGUUAUUCUUUAUCCAUAUACAAUUAAUUAUGGAUGGAGUAGAUGAAUCAUUAUUGCAUAAAAUAAA